CAAGGAGUAGUUUUAUUUUCGUUUGUUUUGUUCUGUCUUGGGCUUGCCAAAUACGGAGUAUGUAAAUUAUUUAUGAUUUUGAUUAUAAAAGUUGUGGUAUUUUUUUUCCUUGCAAAUCUUUUUUAUUAUCAAUACCGUAGGACUAUUAUUUAAUUUAAUAAUAUUAAUAUUACUUACCGUUUAAAAAAAAAAUUCAAGCUUAUUGAGUUUAGGCUACUCUGAUAAUCCCCGUUUGGUAUAUGAGGUAUUGAAGAAAGGGAUAGAGAAUGAGUUAAGUUAAAAUAUUGUCAUAAAAAAGGAAAGAAGAGAAACGGAUGAGCGCAGCCCUGCUUGUCUCUUUCUGAGUUUCCCAUUGAAGCGCAACUCCACCUUCUCCAUUGAUGCAGCUUUCUGAAGUACAAGAGCUAUUAUUAUAUUGGGGGUUGAACAAAGAGGGAACUGUAAAUAUCCUGGGAAAAACCAGCUGAUUUCGUUUUCUAUAGGGAAAUGAUCACAGUGUAGCCUCUUUGCCAGAUUGCUCAAGCCUGGUUUGGAGGUACAAUGAAGGCUCAACUUUGCAUGUUUAGAACUCUGUUCACUGUUCAGAGUAUUAAAUUUGAUUUCUGUAAUUAUUUUCGUAAUACAAGUCCUUGCGUAAAGGCUGGUUUUUUCUCGACUACAACUAAAAGUUCGAGCAGAUCAUCUCCACUUGUAGGUGAAGGUGUGCAGGAAGUAAUAACGUUUGUACAGUUCCCAAAAUGCGCUACUGAAGUUUUGAGGAACUAUGGUUGUAGUGAAAGCCAGAUAAGUACUAUUUUCUCCCGGCAGCCUUCAUUACGCAAUGCUAUUCCCUCUUUACUUGAAUCUAAGCUUUACUUGCUUCGUAAAUUGGGUGUCUCAUCCUCUGAGCUUGUCUCUAUGGUCCACUGUCGUCCGCGCCUUCUGAGAUGCCAAAUUAACCGGCGCUUUGAUGAACGUCUAAAUGAUCUACUAUCUCUAUUUGAGUCACGGGCUCUUUGUGUUAGAGCUAUCAUUAGGAAUCCCUCACUUCUGAUCUACGACUUUCAUAAGACAGUCAUACCUACAUUUUCAGUGUAUGAGAAAAUGGGUCUCAGUAAAAGCGAAGUGAUUUCCAUGCUCUUGCUUAGGCCUACGUUAACUCAGAGAACCAAUAUGAGCCCAGAGAAACUAGAUUACAUACGUAGGACUGGAAUCUGCAGUGAUUCAAAAAUGUACAAGUAUGUGGUCACAAUAAUUGGUGUAUCACGCUUCGAGACUAUCCGUGAAAAGGUUGCAAAUCUUGAGAAGUAUGGUUUCUCAGAGGAUGAGGUACUGGCAUUUAUUGGUCGACAGCCAUUAUUGAUGACUCUUUCAGUGGAAAAAGUUCGACGACAUAUGACUUUUAUAAUGGGUACUAUGAAGUUGCCACAGAGCAUUAUUUGUCGUUAUCCAUUUCUGUUGUUCUGUAGUUUGGAAACAAUACUGAGGCCCCGGGUGCUCUUGGUUAGUAAAAUGCGAGAAAUGGGUCUCGGUCCACAAGUAAAUCAAGCUGUAAUGAUAACGGCAUUGAGGAUGUCUGAAAAGAGGUUCUUGAAGAAGUUUGUUGGAUGCCAAGAGGAGGAAGUCAGAAAAGAGUUAUUGUUGUAUUAUGGAGCUUCAAAAGGCAUCAAGCGGUUGGCAGAAUCAUCAAAGAAGACUUCUUAUACCUCUGGGUUUCCCUUCUGAAGGCGACUCUCAGAUCUUUUUUUGGAUACAUCAAAUUACAGUUUUGGUAGGUUAAUUGUAUUGUAAUAAUUUGAUUUAUCCAAUUUCAUAACAAAAGAAACUAUGUGGUGCAUAGUCCCUUCAUUGCUUGUCUUGUUUUCAUCAAGAAUGUUUUAGCUUCAUCAAUACCUACUAAGCUGCUACCUCUUAAUUAUGGAGGUGCUGGUACUGUGGCUGAUGAUUGAAAACAUACGAAACAUUGUAAUUUCUACUCACUUGUGCAAGCUUAUGAGCAAACCAGUUAAAACCAAUGUAAUGCAGGCAAAAAAUAAUUUGGAAAUUAAAUUAUACUGUAGUGUAAUGACUACCCAACAAAUUUUUUGUAAGAA
Messenger RNA from Chenopodium quinoa (quinoa), 2072 nucleotides. RefSeq lists its product as uncharacterized. Gene Ontology annotation, molecular function: double-stranded DNA binding. Gene Ontology annotation, biological process: regulation of DNA-templated transcription; chloroplast organization. NCBI's taxonomy places the organism in Eukaryota, Viridiplantae, Streptophyta, Magnoliopsida, Caryophyllales, Amaranthaceae. The record is from RefSeq and is a predicted model, not a curated record. The coding region runs from base 541 to 1704 and encodes 387 amino acids. The transcript has 2 exons. Gene Ontology annotation, cellular component: chloroplast.